Messenger RNA from Siniperca chuatsi (mandarin fish), 10459 nucleotides. It is a transcript of the gene adamts17, whose product is annotated as ADAM metallopeptidase with thrombospondin type 1 motif, 17. Gene Ontology annotation, biological process: extracellular matrix organization; proteolysis. Gene Ontology annotation, cellular component: extracellular matrix. Gene Ontology annotation, molecular function: metalloendopeptidase activity. The transcript is spliced from 22 exons. The record is from RefSeq and is a predicted model, not a curated record. Bases 3182 to 6271 code for a protein of 1029 amino acids. Lineage: Eukaryota; Metazoa; Chordata; Actinopteri; Centrarchiformes; Sinipercidae.
AUAGAAAAUAAAAAGGCACAAAUCUUAUAUUAGGACACAUUUGUUGUCAGAAUUAGUAAGAAUAUAUGUCCUAAAAUAAAAACACAACAUAUGUAAUUAUAUUACCCCCCAUGUAAUCAACCCUCCUCACCCAGCCUUCAAAAACCGCUGAAAUCAUUUUGUUAAAAAAAAAAUCACACAUAAAAUACACAUACACACACAAACAAAUAUUAUUAAUUCCCAAACAAAUUACAGAUAAGGUUUGUUUGGCAAAGAAACCCACAAUAUAUGCAUAAAAUAGCUUCAUAGCACAAAAUAACAUAAAAUUGGAUAUUGGCCAACACAGUAUACUUCCUGUACCUUCCAUACUGUAUAAUGUUAAUGGGUUUUUUCAGUUUUUAAAAAUUCAACAGUAUUUUUCAAUUUCAAGUAUUGCUAUAUAAUCUGUCAUGUAUAUAAACAUAUGCAUAUAUGAAUCCAAGGCAGGGGUGUGUGUGUUUAAAAUUUAAUCACAUAGCUUUAUAUAUAUUUUUAACAUGUGUGACAUACCAAGAAAGAAAAAAAUGUCAGAAUUGCUCAAACCUUUAUAAUGAAUUGUAUUGUGUUUAUUUCUUUUAUUCUGUCGUCCUUCAGGAAGAGAGUGAAAUGCUGCCCCCUAUUUGUUUGGCGCACGUGGUCAGGAAUUACACAUUGUACCUUUUAAAGACAGCUCACAAAUAUGCAGUAUAAUUUCAUACAAAAAAGCUCAAUUAGAUAAAUUAAACGUGUUGUUUUUCAACAUAUAUUCCUUGUGAAUUUGGGCCAGCUGGUAAUUCAUCCUCCAGGGUUUGGUUUAAAGUGUACUAACUGAAGCUGAUGGUAUUUACUUAAUUAGUCCUUCACAGUCUGAAGGUGAACUGCUUAUAUGGUCCUGUUUGAUUGGACUGUGAGUUGAAAACAGCAGCAUGCACUGUUGUAGGGUGUGAAAAGUUUUUUCCUUUUGUCAAGCUGAGUGAAAUUCUUUAGGCCAAAGCUGUUGUAGUUUUGGUAUUGUCACUUCCUGGUUUAUUUUGUAGUAUUCUCUUUCCUGUGUCUUGUGUUUUUACUUCCUGUCUGUGUUUUCCCUCCAGUUGAUUGUUGGUCCUCCCUUGAUUGUUGGCACCUGUGUCUUGUUAUCUCACCUCCCCUAGGGUAUUUAGUCUUGGUCUUUUCUUUGUUCUGUGUUGGAUCAUUGUUGUACAUGUGGUGUGGUUCCUUGCCGAACCUUGACUCUGAGUUUAUAUUGAAUUCUUUGUUCUCCUGUGGACCUUGUUUGGAUUCUGGAUUCUUGGAUUUUGGAUUUUUGGAUUUUGCCUGCUCCCUUGUGUACUGUUUUUCUACCUUGGACUCACGCCACUGCUUUCGCCACUGCUUUCACCUCUGCUAGCCGGUAACUUAUCUGCCUUUUGUCUACCUGUACUUGUCUGCAUACCACCCCACAAUAAACACGGAAGUUCCGGCUACUUCACUUUGAGACUGCUUCCUCGUCAUCUGCUUUUGGGUCCACAUACCUCUAUAUAGCACCCCCCGCUACGACAAAAGCUUGUAAUGUCUUAUCUUUUCCUUGUAGUUGAAAUACAUUCUCUUCAUGUUCCCAGUUAAGAGCUGUUAGGAACUUUCAACACAAGCCAUUAGUUAAAGUGAAGCUCAAUUUAAUGUAUAAUUCAUUUUUGUACAUUUUCAUUUUCAAAGUAAGCCAUCCAAUAAUUCAGUUUUUAUACUAAUUAUAAGUAAGUUAAAUAACAUGUAAUUCGGACACCAUAGGCAUUAAUCUGCUUCUCUAAGAGUCAAUGAUGCUUGAACAGAACUUGUUUGUAUGACGUGUUGUCCGACCAUGUCAGAAAGUGUUUUUACCUGUUCUGAAUGGGCAGGGUGAAAAGCUGGCUGCCAUGGGGGGACCUGGCUUUGUGCACAGGGGCAUUGUCAUGUUGAAACUGUUGCCAUAAUGUUGGAAGAACACUUGUCUUAAAUAUGAUUGUAUUCUGGACCAUUUAAGAUUUCCCUUCAUUGAAACUAAUCUGCCCAAACCAGGAAAAGCAGACCCAGACCAAGAAUAGACUAAGGUAUAUGGCCAGGGCUGUCCACAGUGUAUAUCAAACAAAUACAAUUUUUCACUUCUGAGAAUCAUCCAGGACACCAUUUGUUGCCAUCAGACCAUUCUGAAUCAAGGUUCUGGAAGUCAUGGGUAGGUUUGGUGAUCCAUUUGACUCCUGAUUUGAUUACAAAGGCACAGAGCUCAAAAUACAAAGAUACCAAAUGUUGAGACUUAAAGUUCCUUCUUGACCUGAGAUUAUUUUGUCAAUGGCUGUUUCCAAGGUCAAGAAUGAGGUCCUCAAAAUGCUCACAAGAAUGCAAAGUCAAACAAUUCCUUGACAACUGGGCAUGUGCUGAUGAAGAUUAUGAUGCAAUGAUAUAUAAUAAUCUUGGAGGGGCCCUUUUCUGUGGGGUUUGACUUAAAGGUAGUUUGGAAUAUGGGAUCUCUUUGUGGGAAUUAUACAAAAUUGUCAAAGUCCCUGUUUAGAUUUCAUUCAUGGCUGAGAACCUGUGUAUGGGAUUGUUUUCCUCUUCGUUUUAUUUCAUUGUGGACAUUAAUCUACUCAUCUUUGUUUUUUAUUUGUUCAUUUUUUUUCUAGUUUGUACACCAUGUUUGUAAUGUUCACUCCUGUGACCCUGAAAUUACCUGAAGCUUCACUUGCUGCAAUGCCACAGCUUAAUAGUAACCUUUACUCUAAAACCAAGUCUUAACCCUCAAAAAGCAAGUCCCAAUGGGUCCGUGUGCAUUCAGGUUAAAGUCCCCACCGGGAUAUAAGAACAAGGAAUAAACAAACACAAAACGCUUAAAAGUUUCUGCACUUUUUUUCUCCACUUGAUACCACGUGUAGGGUUUCAACCCCCGACAGUGACAGACAGCUUUGCUGACCAAUGAAAAGGUAGGGAUUUCUCAGGUUUUUUUUUUUUUUUUUUUCGGGUCAUGGUUUAAUGGUACCAAUCUGACAUCAGUAGAGGCCGGCCCGGGCUGUGUAGGCGUGCCCUGCGCUACAAAGUCACUCCAGCCUGAAUUACUGCAACUUCUCUGACUUUAGGAAAAGUUGCGUAGUCCGCUGAGUGCUUUACAAAGCGUAUCAGUCGCCUCACAAUAAAACCACCCACCUCUUCCACUUAGUCUACCCUGCUUUGCUUUAUCAUGCAUAACAGCCAUGUUACCCAUCUGCUCCUCUCUCUUCUCUGCAUUUUAUUGACUGCCCAUUCUAAGCUGGAGACAGAUGAAGUGGUUCCCAGGCUGCUGUCCUUGCAGGAGGCACACCUGUCCUCCGACUAUACCGCCCGCACGCUGCGGCGCCGCGGUCAGCGCUCCCUGGACGCCCCGGGGGGAGGACACUCUGACCCGGUUAACAUAAUUCUGUCACUGCACGCUUUCGGAAGGAACCUGUAUUUAAAUCUGACACGAGACAACAAGUUUCUCUCAAGGGGUUUCGUGGUGGAGGAGAGGCGCAGGGACCAGAGCGCAGCGGUGAGCAACUUAACUAUGAACCAACUCUGCUUUUACUCCGGCUCCAUCAUCAAUCACACGGAUUCUCUGGCAUCAAUGAGCACCUGUGGCGGCCUGACUGGGCUCAUUCAGAUUGGGGAGGACAGCCUAUUCAUUCAGCCGUUGGGUGAAAACGACCCAUCACACUCGUUCUCUGGACUUAAACACCAGCUGCUACGGUACCGACGCUCUGCCAAGACCAGCUCUGAUCUAGAUGUUGUCCAGCUCAACUACUGUGGGACUGUACAAGGGAAGAGGAAGGAGAAGAUGUCAAAAGUGGAUGAGGAAGUUCGUGGGAAGAGAAACACCAUUCGCCUGCAUGAAACAUAUACUGUGGAGACGGUGGUGGUGGCAGACUCCGACAUGGUGCAGUACCACGGUGCCGAGGCAGCACAGAGGUUCCUGCUGACUGUCAUGAACAUGGUCUACAACAUGUUCCACCACCAGAGUCUGGGAGUCAGGAUCAACAUUCGUGUCACCAAGCUGGUGUUGCUUCACAGCCGCCCAGAAAAGCUAAAGGUGGGCCAUCAUGGAGAAAGGUCUUUAGAGAGUUUCUGUCAUUGGCAGUAUCAAGAGUUUGGGGGGCCACGAUACCUUGGCACCAACCAUGUUCCUGGUGGAAGGGAUGACAUCCCACCAGUGGACACUGCUGUGCUGGUCACCAGGACAGAUUUCUGCGUUCAUAAAGACGAACCCUGUGAUACUGUGGGUAUUGCUUAUCUGGGCGGUGUCUGCACUGCCAAGAGGAAGUGUGUGUUAGCCGAGGACAAUGGACUCAAUUUGGCCUUCACCAUUGCUCACGAGCUGGGACACAACAUGGGAAUGAGCCAUGAUGAUGACCAUGAGACCUGCACUGGUCACUCCCACAUCAUGUCUGGUGAAUGGGUGAAAGGAAGAAACCCCAGCGACCUGUCCUGGUCCUCCUGCAGCCGUGAUGACCUGGAGAACUUCCUCAGGUCCAAAGCCAGUGCCUGCCUACUGCACACAGACCCCAGGAGCCGUUACCAGGUCCGGCUUCCUCCCAAGCUGCCAGGCAUGCACUACAGUGUGGAUGAACAAUGUCAGAUCCUGUUUGGAACCAAUGCCACUUUCUGCAAUGACAUGGAGCACCUGAUGUGUGCUGGCCUGUGGUGUUUAGUAGAGGGAGAUGCAUCCUGCAAGACCAAACUGGAUCCUCCUCUGGACGGUACAGAGUGUGGAGUAGACAAGUGGUGCAGGGCAGGCGAGUGUGUCAGUAAGACUCCCAUCCCUCAGCAUGUGGAUGGUGACUGGAGUCCAUGGAGCCAGUGGAGCAUGUGCAGCAGGACCUGCGGUACUGGAGUCCAGUUCAGACAGAGGAAAUGUGACAACCCUCCCCCUGGUCCUGGUGGGCGACACUGUCAGAAGGCAAGUGUGGAGCACAAGGCCUGUGAAGGUCCUCCCUGUCCCAAAGGGGCACCCAGCUUCAGGGACCUGCAGUGUCUAUCCUACGACCGACAUGCCAGUAAGAAGAAGGGUAGCAUGCUGACUGCUAUUAUUAAUGAUGAAAAGCCGUGUGUGUUGUUCUGCAGCCCGGUGGGUCGAGAUGCCCCAGUCCUGAUGGCUGACAGAGUGAUGGAUGGGACGCCCUGUGGACCAUACGAGGCCGACCUGUGUGUUAACGGGAGGUGUCAGAAAAUUGGCUGUGACGGCAUCAUCGGCUCUUUAGCCAAAGAGGACCGCUGCGGUGUUUGUAAUGGAGAUGGGCGUUCCUGUAAGAUAGUGAGAGGAGACUUCAACCACAGCAAAGGAAUGGGCUACAUCGAGGCUGUGAUUAUCCCUGCAGGAGCCAGGAGGAUCAAGGUUGUGGAGGACAAACCCUCCCAUAGCUUUCUAGCCCUAAAAGACUCCAGUAAGAGGUCCAUCAACAGCGACUGGAAGAUUGAGCUUCCAGGAGAGUUUGAGCUGGCUGGGACCACUGUGCGCUACGUGAGAAGGGGACUGUGGGAGAAGAUGUCUGCCAAGGGACCCACUAAGACCCCUUUACACCUGAUGGUGCUGCUCUUUCAUGACCAGAGCUAUGGGAUCCACUAUGAAUACACAGUGUCUCUAAACACAACUCAGGACAGGAGCAAUGAGGAGCAGAGGGAACCAGAGUAUCUCUACAUCUGGACACACAGCAGCUGGCAGGACUGUACUGUCCAAUGUGGAGGAGGUGAGAGGAGGACAGUGGUUUCCUGUUUGAGGAUAGCCAAUAAAACCAUGGAAGUGGUCAACGAUAGCUACUGUCAACCUGAGAACCGACCACACCCCCAAGUACGACUCUGCAACUCUCACCCCUGCCAGUACCGGUGGGUGACAGGAGAGUGGGGAUCCUGCUCCGUCACAUGUGGUAAAGGUGUUCAGCAGAGGAAGGUGGUUUGUGUUUACCACCUACAGAAUGGCUCACUCAUCCACACCAGGGACCUGUACUGCCAAGGAGGAAAACCUCCUGUUCUGCAAGGCUGUGAGGGCCGCCUCUGCCUCACUGUGUGGGAGGCUUCAGAGUGGUCCCAGUGUUCAUCAGACUGUGGUCAAGGUGUUCACAAACGGACGGUGUCGUGUACAAAUCCUCAGGGUCUAUGUGAUCCUCUGUCCCAGCCCACUCAAGAGGAACCCUGUGAGGAUCACUCCAAAUGUUACGAAUGGAAGACUGGAGACUGGUCCAAGAUUAAGGCCAGUCUUUUGACCGCAAGAGAGAUUUAUUCUUCUAUUUCUUCACUGGCUGAACCUCACCCUACCUUUUGAGUAGAUGUUUCAGUCAAUCAUGCUGCUGCCACAAAACAACCAGUCAGCAACUGGACUGGCUGUACUGACACCUGCCAAUGGCUCCCAUUGUCUUCUUAUUUUGGAUAAGAGACACUGGAUAUUUCAUUUCCUCCACUAUGUCACUAUACAAUACAAUCUCAUUCAAGUUUUAGUCUUUACACCUACAGUGUUAAAUUCUAACAAUCUACAUAUGUUUACCAGUGCCUUUAGUUAUCUAAAUGUCCAGAGACUGUAACCAGCUGAGUAUCCUGUUCCACUGAGAAACAGCUCGUAUUCCUUCAGUUCAAGAAUUAUUUUCUUGCUAUCAGUGUCAGCUGGCAAAAAACAUAAUAAAGUGAAACCCUUCUGAUGACUGUUCCUGGCGUUCUUGCUCUUCAGUCACAGAAUCCCUCUGUAGUGGUGAAAAGAAAAGAUUCCUCAUGCAAGCAGGGAAACAUGCCCUCCUCCUCUCCAGCCUGUUGAAAGAGCCCUGAAAUCUACUAACAGGGUAUUGCUAUUGCAACCGAUUGGGACUCAGUGCCUUGCUCAAGUUUACCUUGACAGCAGUGGAGAGAGAAAUAUGUUGAAUGAGUUGAUUAAUAGUAGCACAUUUUCCAGUCUAUCAGUAGAUUUAAGCAUGUGAUCAUCAGUUCCAAUUCUUUGACCUUUGGACCUCCACUGUCCAUCAGACUGCUUCACCUCUCAUUAUCACUUCUGUGUGUCUGUGGGGAAACAGCUAAACUCAUUUGAGAGUAUAAUGAUGCUUGGCAAAUUGUUGUGAGUUGUUGACACCCUGUGAGCUCUAUUACACUGCUGGUAUCACAGUAUUUGUAAAUUUGAUGACAUUUUCUGAUCUGGAAAGUCAUGUCUGACUAACAGAAAAAGAAGCUACAGCAGCCUCACUACACAACACUGCCAUGAAAGGCUGGAACACUUCUGUCAUUGCUUCAAUACGUGGAUUUGAAUUAUGGUAAUUCAACUGCUUUAAUUUAUUAAUAUAAAUAAUUGGAUCAGUGUGUCUUGUUGCUAUAGUCUGAGUAGGUGUAUACAUCAGUCAUUCAAAUUUGGUUGCAAUUGCAAAAUGCAUUUACAUUAUGGUAGUCAUUUUAGGCCAGUCCUAGAAAAAUUUGGCCACCAACUAGGAAAAUAAUGAGGCAUAUCAUUAAAAAAGAAAAAAAAAACUUUUAUCAGGUAUGAAAUUUAGAUGAAAUGUUUAGGGGAAGUGUUAAAAAACAGACAAGGACAGUAUGUUUUGAUGAUUGGGAUGGGGUCUAUACUGUAAUAUGUCUUUUACAUUACAUUUUUUUGAACUAAGAAAUCCAAGAUUUUGCUUCUAUGCCUCAUAGUUCAGGUGUUGGCAUCAUCCAUACCAAAAAACUUAUUUCCUGGCCCAUGGUCCAACUUUCCACCUAACAUAACCUUCUUGGUAGAGGUAAUAAUGCAAUCUAAUACAAAGCCACCUCAAAGUACAUAAUUCUGUACAUAAUUUCUACCUUGUAGAAACAAUUUAUUACACAAAUUAUUGCACACUAAGUUAAUAGUUACUGAAAAAGACUGUGAUUCACAAAAUCAUUUAACUGACAGAAAGCUGUGUGUAUGUGUGUGUGUGGAAUCUUGUAUUUCUUUUUAAGAUAAUUUUGUCUAAAAGGUGUUUAGGGUCAUGUCACAUCUCACAUUAGCUGGUGUAAUGUGCAUCAGCCCUCACACAGCAGGGGGCAUAAUGACCCUGCCAACAUCCAGAGAGUCAAGACAUUCCUUUCAUGUGGGCAUUUAGCCUGAAGCUGCACUCACUCACUAAACGAAAUUCGUCAGGCGAAAAUUACUUAAGUGUUAUGGCCAAAAGCAGGUGGGACAGGAAGUAACGUGGAUAGGAUUGUAAACAUAAACAGCAUACAAGAAAUCUGACUCCAGUUUUAAGUUCCUCUCAGUGUACUUACACACAGUUCCAAGAACAAUUUACAGGAGAACAGACAUAGACAUAGAGCUAAAAACAAGGACAACAAAGAAACUGGUUGGUUGGAAAAACUACAGGGCUCCAGUCAAAAAUACAUUAUAUACAUUAUAUAUACAUUAUAAUCAUUUUAUAAUGCAUUAUACAAUGUUAUAAUGUAUUACAACUAUGAGAAUUAUAAUACACUAUGAUCAUUGCCAAAAAAAUGUCAUUGAGUGACCAGCAAUUAUGAAGUAUUAUGAUACUUGACCUUAUGAGUUGUUAUAAAAUGCUUUAUAAUGUGUUGUGUUUAUUGUUACAAAGCAUUAUGAAAAUGUAUGUGCUUAUAACUAUAAUUAUACGUUGCUAUAAGCACAGACACAUAACGCAUUAUAAGUAUGUUUAUAAUGCAUUAUAGACAUGGGCAUCUUAAAGUGUUAUUAUUAUUGUUAUAAAAUAUUAUGGAUAUUUUUGAGUGCUUAUAACUAUAAUUAUACUUUGCCAUAAGCACAGUAUAAUGCAUUAGAAAUAUGUUUAGACAUGGGCUUCACAGAAAGUGUUACCAUUGUCACUUUCACAAACUUCACCAGUGGCAGAUUAUAUCAGCUGUCCCUAAUUAACAUUAAUUCUGUGAGUAACUUGAUGAUAGGCUGGUUAAAGUGCUCCCUGCAGCCGAUGUCUGUAUGUGGACAAAGAUUGUUUGAGUGGGAAGAAAGUCCACUCUGUAACACCACUGUAUAAUUGCUAGUGUUAUAAUAGUUCCAACUAUUCCAACAGAGUGAUACAUCUUCUCUCUAGCUGAUCAUGUCAUGUCAAUUUCAGGGAUAUGAAUGAAUGAUUUCUUCUUGCUUUUCUUCAGUGAGACCAGGAGAAAACAACACUGCUUUAUCACAAGGCACACAUCUGCUUUAUUUUCUAUUUGGUACAAUGAUUACUAGCUGUUCAGUGCACCUAAUACAAAUGAUUAGCUUUAUGCUCCAGUUUUCGCCUGGAUCCAAACUACCAUGGACUGACAUCUAUAUGUACAGACUUAGUUAUAACAAACUGCUGUACAGGGUACACAAGAAUCAUUAUGUGGUGCCGUCUCCCUCUUUAUCAGCAGCAGUAAACCUAAGCUCCCUUUCCAAGAUAUUUCAUAAACGGUAAGACUGCCAGAAUAUGUAGUCCUCAUCAAGCCCCCUUGAGCAGCACUGGGCUUUUGUGGCAAUUUUGAUGUAGUGGCCACAGAAUUGAUUUUCACAAUCAGAAAUUCUAUUUUCAUAUCAAUGAUUUCUGUGCAUUAGGAAAGCUAUUAGACCAUACAAUACUUUCCCUAGCUGGAAAGAGUUAUGGAGAAGUUAGGAUAUGAUUUGUUCUUUUUUAUAUGUACUUUCAUUAGAAUAAGUAGGCCAUGUUUGCAUACCUCAUUCAGUAUACAUCUUUGUUCCCCACUGCUUUUACACAAGCAAAGUUUUCAACACUAUUUAGAUAAUACAGUUGUACCCACAGUGGCACAGGUAGACUCAAUAAUUGCCCAACCCCCUAUCUGGCCAAAUACAAACCUCCAACAUAGGUCUGAAAGUAAAAAAAAAAAAAAACAAUAAUUUACAUUUCUUAAAAAGGUAUUAAUUUGCACAUUAAAGUAUGAGAAACACCAAUCCCAUAGCAAAUUGAUUCCAUAAAUUGACAGCUUGUGCACAGGAUGGCCCUGCAGUGUACUGUUCAAAUGUCCCAAGAUGCUGCAUAUCUAUCAUGAUAAUGAUGAUGACUGAUGAAUGUGUUCAUUUGUGUGACUUUAACUGAACCUUUUUUCUGAAACUGAGCCAUUGAACUCAGUUUCCCACAAUUCUCCAGACUUCACACCUGUAUGUAAACUCUUCCACUGGACCCAGCUUCCUGUUACCAUUGGCUAGUCUGACUUGUGACCAGUGAUGUCAACAAAAACCCCAGCUCACGCCAUUGUUCUCUCUCUCCUGGCUUUGUCUCCACCACGCAGCAGGCGGCUGCUUGCUGCCCUCCGCAGCAGAACCGAACUCUCUGAUCUAUAGCAGCUCUGCAAGGCGCUAAAUCUCUGCAACCAAGUUUAGUUAGCGUAAGUGGUUACAACAUGAAGUCUGUCAGCUAACUAAGCUAACUAAACAAGCAACUGGAGCAACAAAGUAUGGAAAACAAUCAGAUAACAGAAGAUAAUCCACAAAUGUGUACCAUAAUACACAAAUAUUUCACUACCCACAAACAUGUAUUUUUUUGUGUUGGGUAAAGUCAAAUGCACAAAAAUA